AUGAGAGUUGAUCGGCGUGUAAGCAUCUGCACUCCUCUGCUAAAGAAAACCCCAAAGUCGGAGCAAGAUGGGAAUGAGGUCCGCGUCAUCGGCGGUAAGGUCAGCUACGUAGUGGAAGAUGAAUGGAUGCACGACGGCGCAGAUUCAGUGAGGAAUGCCUCAAUAGUUAAAGAAUUGCCUGAUGAUUACUUCUGGAACACGCGGGAGUAUUAUGCUGCAGCCAUUCGAGCCACUAUAAUUAAGGCUGCACCUGUCCAUGAUUCGGCCAAUUGGCAUCUUGACAAUGUUUUGCCGGUGCUUCAAAGACGAGUAUCCACUGGGAAGGACUACCUACAAUCAAUGCUGGCUUUGGAUGGAUCAAACAAUUAGUACAUGAGAGUCUGUUUGAUCUUAUUUGAGCGAACUGAAAAGAUGCACCAGGUUUUUUAGUCUUAAGCUCUCAUAUCCAUGUUCCCCUUUUAUAACCACAUAAUUCCCCAAUCUCUUUUUGAGAAACCGAUGGAGCUCCGAAGCCCACUGUUUGCUUAUGUGAAGGGGUUCUGCAUUUUUUAGUUUUAAGUCUCUGAGUGCAAUGCAUUUGUGUGAUUUAUGAGUUCAAGGGAGCAGACAAUCAUAAGAACCAUAACUCUGUUGAAUCCACUAUUAAAUCUCGAGAAUUCUUUGUUGGUGAUCGGUUUAGUCUUUUUGAUAAUUUAUACUUUAUAUUUGAUGCCUCUCUUUUUAUGCUACCCUUUGCUGUUAAAUCCCUCUACUCUGUAAACCAGGGAGGCUAUCAGAAAGACCUAUACAAGCUCUUUAUUCCUAUUUCAUAGUCCUCUGAAAUUGAAGAGGUGAGGCGUCGACGUGGAAACUCAUCACUACCAGAACUAGAACAGUGCGUCGAUCCACUAGCCUAGCCUGUACGUGAUGAUUGCGCUUUUGUCAAUUGUGGUGUGCUUUUCUUAGCCACCUGCCAAUGCCAUGUAAAGCUCACAGCGAUUAUUGUUCUAAGACAUUUUUUUUGGUCAUUUGAUUAUUGUUAUCAACACAUCGGCUCUCAGUACAUCACCAAUUUACAGUCCAAGCAAUUGCAGAGUACCACUCUUUGUCAUGGUGUGUAAAUAAUGGAUCGGUACUAUGCUUAGGUAGUUUUUGUUAUUGAAUUCACUACUUAGGUUAAAUAAUUCUAAUGUCUUUCGUACGUCGGCG
Messenger RNA from Linum tenue, 1188 nucleotides. Lineage: Eukaryota; Viridiplantae; Streptophyta; Magnoliopsida; Malpighiales; Linaceae. The record is from the annotation of a GenBank genome assembly.